Molecule: messenger RNA, 612 nt
Organism: Physella acuta
Lineage: Eukaryota; Metazoa; Mollusca; Gastropoda; Physidae
Product: methyltransferase-like protein 27
Molecular function (GO): S-adenosylmethionine-dependent methyltransferase activity
Source: RefSeq, a predicted model, not a curated record
AUGUCCAACCCAAAUGACGUCUAUCAACACGAGGAGUUUAUGUUGAAGUUUCAAAAACCUGGCAUGGGAACUCAGGCCGCUAUUGAAGCUUAUGACGUCACGGACAAUGCCGGCUUGUAUGACGAGGCAUCAAAGUGUCUGUGUUACAAGGGUCCAAGGUACUGUGCGGACAUGGUUGCUGGUCUGUUUUCUGUCAACAAAGAUCACGUGACUAUACUAGAUGUUGCUGCAGGCACAGGUUUAGUUGGCGAGGAGCUCAAAAAACGAGGGUUUCAAAACGUUCACGCACUGGAGGCCUCUAUCGGCAUGCUGGAGAUUGCCAGGAGUAAGGGCCACUACUCUCAUUAUUUGUUGGCUAUGGUGACUGAAGGGAAACAACUCCCAUUGCUAAAUGCUUCAUACGAUGCGAUUACUUUAUGUGGAGCCACAUUAGAAAAUCACCUACCACCAGCUGCCCUUGAGGAAUUUGUUAGGCUGAUCAAACCAGGAGGUUAUUUUAUCAACGUGGUCCGGGCAUCGUCGUUAGUCUCUGCUGAUUAUGGGAAACAAUAUGAGAAUAAAGCAUUAGAGCUAGAGGAGAAUGGGAAAUGGGCGCUGUACGGACGCAUGAAA